Nicotiana attenuata is the source of this 3156-nucleotide messenger RNA. RefSeq lists its product as uncharacterized. The coding region runs from base 1107 to 2864 and encodes 585 amino acids. The record is from RefSeq and is a predicted model, not a curated record. The transcript has 9 exons. Lineage: Eukaryota; Viridiplantae; Streptophyta; Magnoliopsida; Solanales; Solanaceae.
AAAUUUUCAGAAAUAUCCUCUAUAAAAAUGGAAAAUAAACUCCAAAAAAAAUAUAAUAAUAAGUACUCGUGAACUGUGAUCUCAGAUUUGAUUGGUUUCAUUAAACCCUAUAAAUCAUUUCUACCUCAUCUCAAUUUCAGUGGCAAUAAUUUGUAAUUUAUUGCCACUGCAAUUUUGUAUAUUUCAAGAACCAAUGUUUUUUUUUCUAAUUUUGAUUGGUAGGAUUGAUUUUGAGUAGUGGGUUUUGAUUGGUUGGUUUUGAAUGUGACUGUUUUGUAUGUUUUAAUAAAAUCUUUUAUACUAUUAUACAUUUUCUUGAUUUGGGUUUGUUUGUAUUUGAGAUAAAGAAGCAAAGUUUACAUCUUCACUUGCUGUAAAAUGUCAAACUCUUUUUACAUUCUUACUAUUUAAGACUCUGCAUUAAUAGUUUUGGUGAAGUGGGGUUGUUGUUUUUAGAUCCAUAAAGAAGCAAGAGAGGAUUGAUUCUAACUCUAGAGAUCAUUUGGUGAAUUGGGUAUCUGGUUUUUUGGUGAAUUUGGUCCAUUUUUUUAUUAGAUUGGCAUUGCCAAAUUGUUUUGAGCUGAUUUUCUUGAAGUUUUCCAAGUUUGGAGGUGAAUUGGGUAUCAUUUUCUUGUUUAGAGAGUUAAAGAAGCAAGAGAGGAUUGAUUGUAACUCUAGAUUUGGUGAAUUUGGUGAUUUUUUUGUUAGAUUGGUAUUGCUAAAUUUGUGUAGUGAGAAGUUUUGUGGAGUUCUGAGCUGAUUUUCUUUAAAGUGUUGCAAAUUUGGAGGUGAAGUUUUGUGCAAAGAUUCAAACUUUAGGAAGAUAAAGAAGCAAGGGAGGAUUGAUUGUAGCUCUAGAUAUCAUUUGGCCAAUUGGGUAUCUCUUUUCUUGGUGAAUUUGGUGCCUUUUUUGUAUUAGAUUGGCAUUGCCAAAUUCGUGUGGCGAGAAGUUUUGUGGCAUUUUGAGCUGAUUUUGUUGAGGUGUUCUAAAUGUGGAGGUGAAUUUUAGUGCAAAGAUUCAAACUUUAGUAGGACGAUAGAGUUUUGGAUGUGGAUGAGAGGAGGGGGGAAAUGAGAGGUGAAGUGGCAAGAUUGAGGGGACAACAAUGAGUACAGGGUCAUUGGGUCUUCGUUCUUCGGGAAGUUAUGGUUCUUUGCAGCAACAGCUAUUUCAGAACAGUUCCUCACCAAUCCAAACAACACCUCCUAUUCCAUCAAGAAAACCCCCUAAAUUGUUUAAGGAGAAAGAGGGAUUGUUUCUCCGGAUCUGCAAAUUCGCCCCUCGAAAGAAUGUGGGCAUGCUGCUAUUGUGUGUCGUUUCUGCCGCAGCUUUUCUGUGGGUCUUGUAUGUUGGCAAAGGUGAAGAUGCAGUGGAACUUAACACCUCCAUAAGUAAUAGGAUGUUUCCUCCAGAGACUUUACAAAAUUAUAUUUUUAGGAAUAUUGAGUCAAUAAAACAAACUAAUGUUGGCCGAAGUGCAUCAACUAUCCAAUCUCCUCUUUCUUUUCCUUUGCCUUCUCCUCCUGUAUAUUUCAAAGGAUAUACUCUUCCUCCUGGAAAUCCAUGUGAAGGCUUCACAUUGCCUCCCCCGCCAGCAGAUAAGAAGAGGACUGGACCACGGCCAUGUCCGGUGUGCUACCUUCCUGUUGAACAAGCUAUUGCAUUAAUGCCGAAUGCACCGUCCUUUUCUCCUGGUGUUAGCAAUUUGACUUACAUCCAUGAAGAAAAUCCAAGUAAAACCGAGUUUGGAGGUUCAGAUUUUGGCGGAUAUCCUUCGCUGAUGCUGAGAAAUGAUUCGUAUGAUAUAAGAGAGUCCAUGAGUGUGCAUUGCGGUUUUGUCAGAGGAAUCAGACCUGGACAUCGGACAGGUUUUGACAUUGACGAUUCUGACCUUGUUGAGAUGGAAUCUUGUCAAGGUGUCGUGGUGGCAUCGGCAAUAUUUGGGGCCUUUGAUUUGAUACGGCAACCAAAGAAUACCAGCGAAUAUGCAAAGAAAAAUGCCUGCUUCUAUAUGUUCGUGGAUGAGGAAACAGAAGCAUUUUUGAGAAAUUCAAGUGAGCUAAAUAGUAGCAUGAGAAUUGGUUUAUGGAGAAUUGUUGUUGUACACAACCUACCUUAUAACGAUCCGAGGCGAAAUGGAAAGGUUCCAAAGCUUCUACUCCACAGGCUUUUUCCUAAUGCUCGCUAUUCUCUGUGGAUCGAUGGAAAACUUGAGCUUGUUGUGGAUCCAUAUCAAAUACUUGAAAGGUUCUUGUGGAGAAAAAAUGCCAGUUUUGCUAUAUCAAGGCACUACAAGCGCUUUGAUGUGUUUGUAGAAGCAGAAGCUAAUAAGGUUGCUGCAAAGUUCGACAAUGCUUCCAUCGACUUUCAGGUUGAAUUCUAUAAAAAGGAAGGUCUAACUCCAUAUUCCAGGGCUAAACUUCCUAUUACAAGUGAUGUCCCUGAGGGAUGUGUAAUAAUAAGGGAACACAAUCCAAUCUCCAAUCUGUUUACUUGCCUUUGGUUUAACGAAGUGGACCGUUUUACUCCAAGAGACCAAAUUAGUUUUGCUAUUGUGAGAGAUAAGAUCAUGUCAAAGACAAAUUGGACUUUGAAUAUGUUCUUAGAUUGUGAGCGGCGCAACUUUGUGAUUCAGGGGUACCAUAGAGACGUUCUCGAGCGCCCAACUCCACCUCGUGCGAGUGUGAUUGUUCAUCCUCCACCGCCUGUAAUUCUUGAAGCGCGACAGACCUCACCUAUCGUUUCAACAUCAACCGUCAUACCUACUCCUCUCAAAAAGAUAACCACGAAGCGUGGGAGAGAGAGGAAAUCCAAGCGUCAUAGGAAAGUUAUUGCUGGAAAUAAAGAUCCUAAUUUCAGUUAAAAAUUUUGAUUUGAGUAAAAUUCUAUUCUUUUCCUUCCCUGUUUCCAGUAUAUCAAUCGCGGGGUUAGGAACUGUUGUUUCCGAAAAGUCAACAUGAAGUUCUUCAUAAGAUUCUUUAGAAGGUAUCUGAUUUAUCUGAUUUUUUGUUGUAUAUAUUUGAGUCUUAGCAAGUAUUGUCAUAGCAAUUUUAUACUGCGAAUCGCCUUCUCUUAUCGCUAGCAUCAUGUAUUAUUUCUUCUCAUACAACUGUUGGUUCUGAAGCAAGAUGAAAUUCAAUAUCCAUUAUACUGUU